Triticum urartu is the source of this 996-nucleotide messenger RNA. RefSeq lists its product as uncharacterized. The record is from RefSeq and is a predicted model, not a curated record. NCBI's taxonomy places the organism in Eukaryota, Viridiplantae, Streptophyta, Magnoliopsida, Poales, Poaceae.
AUGGCUCACGAGGCCGAGAUGUUCGCUUGGUACAUUGAGGGUUGGGAAUCGGAAUGGGGUAAAACCUGCGGUUCCUUCACAGACCAAACGGUGCUGAGUUCCACGUGUUUUGUACACUACACACCUGGACGCAUGCCACACAUCCGUAGAGGGUCUACCCCGGACACCUUGCAGGUCUUCUCCAUCAAGCUUGCAGAAAUAACCGGUGGCCUCCGAUGGCCAUUGUCUGUGUACGGCGUGGUCGCCACCCGAGACACCGUGGAAAACAACCGCAAUCUUAUCUUCUCUUGCGAUAGGAGCCAUGCCCAAGAACUGAAACAAGAUGAUCCUUUUUUGCACUUGAUUGGCCCGUCCCGUGCAAUUGUGUUUGAGGACAUGCUCGACUUCGAAAUCCAAUUAAAAGUGAAAGGUACAACCCAGUCUGAAGAUGAAGCACUGAUCAGACAUGUAUGCAGUUACGCGGGAGGAGGAUAUGGUCCUGGUGUAACUAUUAAGAACUGUUUCUGCUCGCUGGAGUUAUGCCUGCAGCGAGUUACUCGAUCGGUCCAGGCCAGUAUUGUGAGUGUCCAGGUUGUGAAAGGGUCAUGGCCCUUUGAAUAUGGCGGACGAGUUGCUUGCUACUCGCUGUCAGGAGAAUUUGUGCCCACGGAUAGGGGAGUUGUCCGUGCUAUUGAUCCCUCGUCCAGCCAAAUUGUGCUGCAUGAUUCAAAAGAUGGAGCGGAACUGAAAGGUUUCCAUGGUUAUGUGCAUCUUUCGAGGCGGGUUGUUUCGGUAGGAAUUAGAGGAAUGUUGGAUGUUGAGAUACAAGCCUACUCCAAAUCUGGUGAUACCGCUACACGAGGUCAUGUCAGUUUCCUGCCCAAACUUUGCAACAUAAGCCAUGAGAAAUGUGACCUAGAUGGCGCUGAGGUAGUGGUUACUGUUGCUUGGUCUCUUGUCCCUACGGACAAGCGGGACAUCAUGGCAGAGGGAUGGAGCGGUGCGAAGGUUAUUUGA